UGCAUUUUUUUUUCCCUCCUGGCUUUCCUCCAAGGACCUUUCCUGCUUGUUUGCUGCACUCUCAAGAUGAAGCCCCCGGCGGCUGUGGCGGUGCUGGCUGCCCUGGUGCAGGUUUCGCAGACUUUCCCUGCCUUGCACCACCGAGCUUGGUGGAGGCUGCUGAGGGAAGGAGGGAGCUGCGGCCAGUGCGACCCGGCCCUCUGCUCGGAGCCCACGCACUGCCCCGCCGGCACCGUCCUGGAUCGCUGCGGCUGCUGUCCGGAAUGCGGGGACGCGGAAGGCCCGAUCUGCGACCUGGACCCGGGCAACCACUUCUACGGGCAGUGCGGGGACAACCUGGAGUGCCGGCUGGACGAGGCGAGUGUCGGGGAGGUGCCGGAGCCCCAGUGCGUGUGCAAGGCUCAGGAGAGCGUCUGCGGCCCCGACGGGAAAACCUACGAGAACAUCUGCCAGUUCAGCAAGGCUCACGCCGCGAGAGGGAACGUCAGCGUGAAGCACCGGGGACCCUGCGAAUCAGCUCCUGUGAUUUCUGUGCCACCUCAGGACACCCAGAAUUUCACUGGCAAUGAUAUCAUCUUUGGCUGUGAGGUGUCAGCCUACCCUCUGCCGCACCUCGAAUGGAAAAAAAAAGGGAGUAAAAUGUUUCUGCCAGGAGAUGACGCCCAUAUCUCAGUACAGGCAAGAGGUGGGCCUCAGAAGUAUGGUGUGACUGGCUGGCUGCAGAUUCAAGGUCUCAAAAAGUCAGAUGAGGGCAUCUACAUCUGCCAUACCAGAAAUAAGUACGGCGCAACAUACGCCUCUGCGAGAUUGAAAGUGAUCGACGGUUCAUCUUCCACGUUUGCAUUUACAGCUGGCGGUAGAAGCACGAGCUACAACACGGAUUACGACGCUUAUUAUGACCACUCCGAGGAGGAGGAUGAGGAUGAAGAAUAUGAAUCUGGAAACUAUGAAAACUGAAACCAGCUAUAAUAAUUUUUAUACAUCUAUUGUCCAAUACCUUUCACAUUCAGUUGUAUUUACUAGUGUAAUCUGUGCUGUAAAAGGCUGCUCUGGUAACACUAAUAUUCACCUGCGCAUUCCACCUUUCUCAAGGAGUUCAGCUUGGGCUGAAAUAUAUUGUGCUACUUACCACAAAUGAGAACAGAUAUAAGUUCCUAUAUUUAGACUGUUGAAUAAAAUUCCUAAAUAUGCAUCUG
Molecule: messenger RNA, 1196 nt
Organism: Tinamus guttatus (white-throated tinamou)
Lineage: Eukaryota; Metazoa; Chordata; Aves; Tinamiformes; Tinamidae
Product: kazal-type serine protease inhibitor domain-containing protein 1
Biological process (GO): regulation of cell growth; regulation of signal transduction
Cellular component (GO): extracellular region
Molecular function (GO): insulin-like growth factor binding
Source: RefSeq, a predicted model, not a curated record